Molecule: messenger RNA, 2133 nt
Organism: Lates calcarifer (barramundi perch)
Lineage: Eukaryota; Metazoa; Chordata; Actinopteri; Centropomidae
Gene: eya3
Product: EYA transcriptional coactivator and phosphatase 3
Biological process (GO): cell differentiation; positive regulation of DNA repair; multicellular organism development
Cellular component (GO): nucleus
Molecular function (GO): protein tyrosine phosphatase activity
Source: RefSeq, a predicted model, not a curated record
AUCUUGUAACAAAGCUUCCUGCCAAAUAGUGCUCCCUAACAACAGACAAAGCUUGACACUGUGGAUUCAGCAGAAGACGCUUAAAUAAAAGCGUUUCUCAUUCACUCCUUCAAUGGGUCCGGACAGGCUCUCCAGGUGCAGAGAGUAGGCUGAGCGUGCAGACAUGUCGGGUUGCUCUGCUGCAGAGAUGGACGACUCACAGGACCUGCCUGAGCUGCCAGCAAAGAAAGCCAAGCUUGAGAUAGAUGGUGGACUGGAGAAAGAGCCAAGUAACCUGGGUGAUGAUGGGAGUCCAGCUGCUGUUUUAGGUCCGUCAGAGCAGGAAAACUCUUAUUCUGCCCUGUCCACUGCCCAGCUUGAUCCAGGUGAUCAGGAGCAGUCUGACAGAGGGGCAGCAGCACCUCAAGCAUGCGGCGACUCGAUGAACUCGUAUGCUCAUUCUGCCACAGAUGCAACAGCCACAUCUGAAUACACCCAACAGGUUUAUCAAGGAAGCAACCCAGCAGUGACGUCGUACACCAGCCAGGUGGCCUUUCCUCCUCUGGCCCAGUCCACUGUGUACUCCACCUUCCCUCAGACAGGCCAGACCUACGGCCUCCCGCCCUUUGGUGCUAUGUGGCCAGGCAUAAAAACAGAGACAGGGCUGCCUGAGGCGCCCUCUGGUGGCCAGCCUGGGUUUCUCAGCUUCAGCACCACAUAUACCUCAACCCAGCCAGGCCAGCUGCACUACUCAUACCCCAGCCAAGGCUCAAGCUUCACAACAUCUAGCGUGUACUCCAACAUCCCGUCAGCUACAGCCACCACUACAGCCUCCACCGCAGUGGCCCACCAGGAAUUUAGUAGCUACAACUCUCUGGGCCAGAGUCAGUUCUCUCAGUACUACGCUCUGCCUCCCAGCUAUGUGCCCGCUGGGCUGGCCAGCAGCGACGAGCAGGGCGCCGGCGUGGGCGUGGCUGGAUAUUCAGCUGUGAAGUCAGAGGAGGCCACCUCAGCUGGACUGCCUCCCAGAGAUGCGUCUCCACCAGAGAACCUCCCAGCAGGCGCAGCUCUGCCCCCCAGUGUCGCUCUCCCUGCCGGAGCCAGAGAGCAGGACGAGGUCGGACGCAGGAACUCAGUCGGGAAAGCCAAAGGGAAGGCCAAGAAGUCUGAUAACCCCCCCCCUGCUGACAGUGACCUGGAGCGUAUUUUUCUCUGGGAUCUGGAUGAGACCAUCAUCAUAUUCCACUCACUGCUCACUGGCUCCUACGCUCAGAAGUUUGGCAAGGACCCGGCGACGGUGCUGAACCUGGGCUUACAGAUGGAGGAGCUGAUAUUUGAACUGGCAGACACUCACCUUUUCUUCAAUGACCUGGAGGAAUGUGAUCAAGUCCAUGUUGAGGACGUGGCCUCUGACGACAACGGACAGGACCUGAGUAAUUACAACUUCAUGGCGGACGGCUUCAAUGGCCCCAGUGGUGGAGGGGCAGCAGGAGCCACCACAGGAGUCCAGGGAGGGGUGGAGUGGAUGCGUAAGCUGGCCUUCCGCUACCGCCGGCUAAAAGAGAUCUACAACAGCUACAAAGGAAAUGUUGGAAGCCUGUUGAGUCCCAUGAAGAGGGAACUGCUUCUACGGCUUCAGUCUGAGAUCGAGAACGUUACAGACGCCUGGCUCAGCACAGCGCUCAAGUCCCUGCUGCUCAUCCAGUCCAGGGGGAAGUGUAUGAACGUGUUGGUCACCACCACUCAGCUUGUUCCAGCUCUGGCCAAAGUGCUGCUCUACGGCCUGGGAGACGUCUUCCCCAUCGAGAACAUCUACAGCGCAACCAAAAUAGGGAAAGAGAGCUGCUUUGAGAGGAUCAUCUCUCGCUUUGGGAAGAAAGUUACUUAUGUGGUGAUCGGUGACGGUCGAGAUGAGGAGUUUGCAGCAAAACAGCACAAUAUGCCUUUCUGGCGGAUCUCCACUCACGGCGACCUUGUGUCCCUGCACCAAGCGCUGGAGCUGGAUUUCUUGUAAAAGGAGAGGCGGCGUCGAAUGUCGCACACCUAAAAGGGAAAAAAAACGUAGUUGUCAUGGUCGUCGUCCUGUUGGCUCAUGGAGUGACACUGUGUGUGUGUGUGUGUGUGUGUGUGUGGGGAGGGGGUAAUCCUCCACAA